This is a messenger RNA of Gracilinanus agilis (Agile Gracile Mouse Opossum), 2635 nucleotides long. It is a transcript of the gene NUFIP2, whose product is annotated as nuclear FMR1 interacting protein 2. The transcript is spliced from 4 exons. NCBI's taxonomy places the organism in Eukaryota, Metazoa, Chordata, Mammalia, Didelphimorphia, Didelphidae. Gene Ontology annotation, cellular component: cytoplasmic stress granule; nucleoplasm. The record is from RefSeq and is a predicted model, not a curated record. Gene Ontology annotation, molecular function: RNA binding. The coding region runs from base 67 to 2265 and encodes 732 amino acids.
CGAGACUGUGUGGAGACGGUGCAGCAGCCCGCAACCCCAAUAGCCAGGGAGUCCCCGCCGCUUUCAAUGGAGGAGAAGCCCGGCCAGCCCCAGCCGCCGCCGCAGCAGCCGCCGCUGCAGCAGCCGCCCCACCACAGCAGUAGCAGCAGCAGCAGCAGCAGCAGUAGCAGUAGUAGCAGCAGCAGCAGCAGCCCCAGCCAGCACCCCCAGCCGCCGCACCACCACCACCCCCAGCAGCAGCCGCAGCCGCAGGCAGCCCCGCCGGCGCCGCACCACCACCACCACCACCAUUAUUACUACUACAACCACAACCACCACCACCACCACCACCAGCACCACCAGCACCUGCAGCACGGGCCCGACGGCGGCAGCCCCAAGGCCCAGCCCAAGCCGCCCAGGCAUGAGCCCAAGCACGCCCUGCAGCCGUCCCAGGAAGCGCCCAGGAAGAAAGCAGGCUAUGGUGAACUAAAUGGUAAUGCUGGAGAAAGAGAAAUAUCAUUAAAGAGCUUGGGCUCUGAUGAAGCCACCAACCCCAUUUCGAGGGUACUCAAUGGCAACCAGCAAGCUAUAGACACUAAUGUAAAUUCGAAGCAGACUGUGAAAACCAGUACCUUUGGGAAAGCAGGAAUUAAAACCAAGAAUUUCAUUCAGAAAAACAGUAUGGACAAAAAGAAUGAGAAAUCUUAUGAAAGCAAGCCUAGAGACAACCAAUCUAUAGACAAAGCCGAUGCAGUAUCUAUUCCAAACGGUGUUGUAACAAAUAAUUCUGGUUACAUCACUAAUGGCUACGUAGGCAGAGGGGCGGACAAUGAUGGCAGUGGCUCUGAGAGUGGCUAUACCACCCCUAAGAAACGGAAAGCCAGACGCAACAGUGCCAAGGGCUGCGAGAAUCUGAAUCUAGUGCAAGAUAAGAUAAUGCAGCAAGAGUCCAGCACCCCCAGCUUCAAGCAGGGACUUGACAAUUUCAAACCCGAUUAUACUGAACAAAAGGGAAACAGAGGGGAUGGCUCUAAGCCCAUUUGGAAGUAUGAGGCGGGGUCUGGAGGAGUGGGUCGGGGAAAACCUGGAAUUGGGGACAUGCAGCGGAAAAACUUGGAUGCCAAGCCUGGCGGAAGCAGCAAAAAGUUUGAUGAUCGGCCCAAGAUGAAGCAUGCGACAGCUGUGGCCUCGAAAGAAGAUUCAUGGACCCUAUUUAAACCUCCCCCAGUUUUCCCAGUGGACAAUAGCAGUGCUAAAAUCGUUCCUAAAAUAAGUUAUGCAAGCAAAGUUAAAGAAAAUCUCAACAAAGCAGCUCAGAACCCUUCGGUAUCUCCAUUGUCGCUUUCAUCAUCUUCACCAUCCACUGGGGAAACCCAGGCCCAAACAUCGAGUCGACUGUCCCAAGUCCCCAUGUCUGCUAUGAAGUCUGUUACUUCUGCCAACUUUUCUAAUGGUCCUGUUUUGGCAGGGACUGAUGGAAGUCUGUAUUCUCCAGGGAAUCAGCCACUGCUCACCACUGCUGCUAGUACUGUAACCCCCACCUCUUCUGGGACCGAGGCAAUACUCCAGGACAUGAGUAUAACUUCAGCAGCUGUUGAACAAAUUAAGCCUAGCCUUUUUAUCUACCCUUCAAAUAUGCAAACUGUGCUUUUGGGUGCAGCACAGGUAGAUCUGCCUUCCCAGACAGAUCAGCAAAACCUGGGGGAUAUCUUCCAGAAUCAGUGGGGUUUAUCAUUUAUUAAUGAGCCUAGUGCUGGUCCUGAGACUGUUAUUGGGAAAUCAACAGAUCACAAAGUGAUGGAAGUGACAUUUCAAGGGGAAUAUCCUGCUACUUUGGUUUCACAGGGUGCUGAAAUAAUUCCCUCAGGAACUGAGCAUCCUGUGUUUCCCAAGGCUUAUGAGUUGGAUAAACGGACUAGUCCUCAAGUUCUGGGUGGCAUUAUAAGGCCUGGGACUGCUAGUGAGGGUGGACCCUUAACCUUGGAGCCCAGUCUCACGAGUGACCUGCAAAAAGCAGACAUCACUAGUCAAGGUGCUCUAGUGUUUCUCUCAAAGGACUACGAGAUAGAAAAUCCCCUGGCCUCUCCUACGAACACUGUGUUAGCCUCCGCCAAAGAACAGGGGUACCAGAGAGGCCUAGAAAGGAAAUCUAGCUGGGGUUCUUUUGACCUGAGGGCUGCUAUUGUAUAUCACACUAAAGAAAUGGAAUCUAUUUGGAAUUUGCAGAAGCAAGAUCCCCAAAGGAUAAUCACUUAUGAUGAAGCCAUGGAUGGUCCAGAUCAAUGAAGGCAGCAGGACAGACAGACAGACAUACAGGCAGGCAGACCAGCUGCCUGUUUGUCGCCUUUCUGCAGCAUUAGAGCCACUCAUGGGGACACAAGGCUUUGAUGCUCCUUCUAGAUCUUCAGUGCAGCAGAGGAACCAUAAGUAGAAUCACAGGAUAAUAUAUACAAAUAUAUAUAUAGUUAUUUAAAAAAAAAAAAAGAGGCAACUGAAAGUAAUUAGACUUCUUAAGGAAUCAGAAAAUUUAUUUCAAGAGACUACACAUGGUUAUUUAAUCUCCGGUACUGAGUAGAUUUUUUUUUCUUUUUGUUAGUUUUUGUUUUGUUUUAAAGAGUGAAUGCAAGUGAUUAAUGAAUACAGACUCAAUACACAA